GCUCUGUUGGCCAUUUUCGGGCUCUUUUAGCCGAGUUAGCUGGUUCUGUUGAUGGAUUUUGCUGAAUCUUGAAGACUCCGCUUUUGGGUGGGUGUUCGUUCAUACCACCGACGACGCUUCGGGACUUCCCUUCAUGUCGCCUAUGGAGGGACACUAUGGAGGGACAUUCUCUACACCUAAUGACAGUUUCAUCACUACUACGGGCGAGCCGAAUACCGACUGAAGAAGCAGAAGACGACUGAGUGAAGGUGUUGUAAUCAAAUGUACAGGAUAGUACGAUAGUCAAUGACGUACAACUCUUGCAUGCAAAGGGUUGCUAGCCGCGGCAGCAGUGAGCAGGAUGCACUCAGUGUAGCAUAGAUAACCACAUAAUCUUGAUGUAACGCAUUCUUUUGGAAAUUCAAUGUACUUCAUCAUGCACCAUUAGCAUCUAUAUUCAAGAAUGAAAGCUACUUCAUCCAUCGAAUCGCUUGUGCAUGUACUUGUAUCAUUCAACGUCUUCAUCAUUAUCGCGUCACCAUCACCAAGUCCCCAUACCCGUUUUAUAAGGUACUAUCGUGUUCAUGAGACGAAUAAAAAGCAUGGUCGCGGCAGCACCGUAGUGCCAAUCUUGUUUUAGUCUUUUUCCGUAU
This is a messenger RNA of Amoebophrya sp. A25, 632 nucleotides long. The record is from the annotation of a GenBank genome assembly. NCBI's taxonomy places the organism in Eukaryota, Dinophyceae, Syndiniales, Amoebophryaceae.